Molecule: messenger RNA, 901 nt
Organism: Megalops cyprinoides (Indo-Pacific tarpon)
Lineage: Eukaryota; Metazoa; Chordata; Actinopteri; Elopiformes; Megalopidae
Gene: pou2af2b
Product: chromosome 3 C11orf53 homolog
Exons: 5
Coding region: 1-900 (299 amino acids)
Molecular function (GO): DNA binding; POU domain binding
Source: RefSeq, a predicted model, not a curated record
AUGUGCUGCGUGCUCACAGUGAGCGGUUUACUUGCAGAUGUGUACUCCAAAAGAGUCUACCAGGGAGUCCGAGUGAAACAUACAGUGAAAGACCUCCUGGCUGAGAAGAGAUCAAGACAGACAAAUGGAUCCAGAUACAAUGGAGGAACGAGUCCUCCUCAGUCGGCCUUCGUCCAAAUGCCAGGAUCCCACAUGCUUCCUGGUUACUAUGGCAUGAGAAGGCCAUUUAUCUCCGACACCGAGCUCUGCCACAGCACAAAGCCAUUCUCGCCGGAGGGCUACACCCCAACCCUUGGAUCCAAGCCCCUUUCCUGUGACCCCACUGCCAUGACAGGAUACCCUUCCUUCAUGGACGGGUACUACCCCGAGUCCCUGGGAGACUACCGGAGCUCUGCCUUCUCCACUGGGGGGAACUCUCUCUUCCCCCCGGCAGCGCUGCCCUCCCUCCUACCCACCUUCUCUGGGGACUCCUCCCACUUCUUCCUGAGAGACUCCUGGGAGCAGAACACCACAGACGCUGUGAAUCAGACUGAGGUCCUGUGCUCUGACGGGCUGGCCACGGCGCCGGCCCCACCUCCAGCCCCACCUUCCCUGACCAGCCCAGAGACCACAAGUCCCAACCACUACCGGACCUCCGGCCGCGGCUCGGGGCUUUCCACCUCGCAGUCCUACCCGCUGCACUCUCUGGACGAUGCGCACUACCCCACCUCCUACCCUCCUACCCCCAGCUACUUGGCCUGCCCUUCCUACAUGACUACCCCCAAUGAGCUGGCAUCCAAAAUGACCCCGCUACCCUCGGAGGACUCCAACACAGCCCCGUCCUCUAGCGACACCCUCUCCUGGGCCAAAGAUGAUGGCAGCGGCUCCUGGUCUCCAUAUGAGGUCCGGAGAGCGUACUGAA